This is a messenger RNA of Daldinia loculata, 1684 nucleotides long. RefSeq lists its product as uncharacterized. The coding region runs from base 116 to 1456 and encodes 446 amino acids. The transcript has a single exon. NCBI's taxonomy places the organism in Eukaryota, Fungi, Ascomycota, Sordariomycetes, Xylariales, Hypoxylaceae. The record is from RefSeq and is a predicted model, not a curated record.
CCAUCGAGUAACCUAACGAUGUUGAAUCGAACAGGUAUAAGAACAUGAUCGCCGACUCCGGACUUGAAGGAUAUACGAUAAUUUUACCAUCUAAUUAAGGGAAUAUAUUAAAGCCAUGACAAGAUUAGAGCGUAUUCAUCGCCACUUGGCGAGAACUAAGGAUAUGCGAGAACACAAAGAGCUCACCUGGCGGGAAGAUAGGAUGAUCCCUAUCCUAGACACGAGAAAUAUUCACAACCGCAGACAGCUAGAUGACUUGUUAAAACGUUAUGUACCUACCAUGAAAGCGGUUAAGAGGCUGUCUGCCAAUACCGCUUUCGUCGCCCUGGAUAUCAAACCUAAGUUUGGGAUCGGGGCGCUCUUUGACGUUGACCUGGCACUUUUACCGAAACUCGAGGGGCAUACCUGUGGCAAGCACAAGGAAGCGCUAUCUCUCGCCGAUUUUAUAACGGAACGCCAGGUUAAGGUCGCGUCGUUGAGGAUCAACAUGAUAGGCCGAGAGGAGGUGGUCAAACCCAGGGCGACGACCACAAUAGUCCAUGCUAUGAGGCAGCUUUGCGAAGCAGUCCCAGGUCAAAAUAUCGCGCUUAUCGGCUUCUCUCUUCCAAAAGAUAUCGAGCGUAUAGGCUUGAACUUUGCGCAUAUCAACAACAUGUUCCCCUAUUGGAUAGACCUUUCAAGGAUGAUCGGAGCGGUUUCUCCAGCCUUAGCACACCAUCAAAUUAACAUGAGAACCAUCCUUGGUACCUUUGGUUACGACUCCAUCGGUACAAUAUGGUUUGUAGGAACUCGCAUAGUAGUCAACGAAGCGGUUAAAGCAUUGGCCGUGCUAGAAGGGUUGCAAUGCCGAGAGGGCGUAAACAAGCUCAUACUGGGAGAGCGGAAGUUUCCAGGUAUAGAGGUUGAAGCCCAGGUCGAGGCCUUCAGAUUCAUGCCGUACAAAGCGUUGAUUCAUAACCAGGGUUCACAUCUGCCUCCUAGCAUCGAUUCUGCCCAGAAGUUGGCUCUCGCAACAGAAGACUAUCGACCCAUUGGAGUUGCCGCCGAUAUAUGCGAUAUACGGUUUGAAGGUAUUAAACCGUGCUGUCCCGGUAUCGGCGCGACGGGAAUGACACGAGGAUGCGUCUGUUUUAAGGACGAGAAAGCACUGGAGGAAUUUAUAAACGACGUUGAUGGUAGCGUCAUAGACGGAGUAACAAUCAAGGUUGAAAACAUACCCUAUCAAACGUUCUGGAAGUAUUUAAAGGAAGCUAUCAAGGCGAAGGGCACUUAUAUAUAUGAUCGGCUAGAGACGACUGCAAUGAUGGCCAAAGAGAAUAUACCGCGAUGGUAUGGUGCGUUGUCUUCGCCAGCCGAUGGCAAGUUCCCAUGGUGUCCUAAUCCGGAAGAUGCGCCUCCUGGCUACUAUGAUACCGAUGAUGAUAUCAUUACUUAUCCCAGUCGAUUACGGGGUUAAAUAGAUGGGGUUUUAGAAGUAAUGAGGGUGUGUUUUCAUGAUUUAGGCGAGCUAGCGGCUUCACUCAUAAACCGCAUCGUCAUAGCGCGGAGUUUUAACGAAUAAACCCUAGUAUGCGACCUAGGUACUUGAUGUUAAUGAUAAUACUAAGGGCACCUCUUCUAAAAUAUAUCCCCCUUACAAGAGAGAAAAUUCGUAAGUAUUCAAGAUAGCCACGAGAAUCAAUUA